Miniopterus natalensis is the source of this 840-nucleotide messenger RNA. RefSeq names its product UBX domain protein 10 (gene UBXN10). The record is from RefSeq and is a predicted model, not a curated record. Lineage: Eukaryota; Metazoa; Chordata; Mammalia; Chiroptera; Miniopteridae. Gene Ontology annotation, molecular function: protein binding.
AUGGCCACAGAAGCCCCUGUGAAUAUAGGCCCCCCUGAAUGCAGCACCGCCGUCAGCACAGCAGCCGACCGCUUCAUCUGGCAGCCAAACUCACUGACCAUGCAUGUCAUAAGGCCCAAGUCGGCCAAGGGACGUACACGGCCAAGUCUACACAAACCCCAGGGCACAGGGGUACGCUCUCGCUGCACGCCGUCCUCUCCACCUCCAGCCAUUCCCUGCGAGUCGCCAGGCAGCCAGAAAGCAGGAGCCUGUGCGCCCAGGUCUCCAAAUAAGGGAGCUCCCGAUGAGGUCCCUGAACUGCUGCAGCAGGUGCCCAUGGGGGCUUCCUCCUCCCUCAAUAAAUACCGGGUCCUCCCUUCCAUCAGCAGGAAGGCCCAGGAGGAGGGAGCUGUGGAAACGGUAGCUGAAAGGGCCGGCUCUCUGCAGCUGAGCUGCAUCCAAGAGGAGACCCGCACCACAAAGCCAAGCCAGGACGAUCCCAGAGCCCCCCUUCACUCCCGGGAGAGGAUGCUCAUCAUCCAGGCCAAGAGACAGAGCGCCUCAGGGGCUGGGGACCCGGAGGAACCCUCCGAUCAGGAGCCAAGGCUGCUACUUGCCGUCAGAUCACCAUCGGGCCGAAGGUUCGUUCGCCAUUUCCGGCCAACUGAUGACUUACAGACCAUUGUGGCCGUGGCCGAGCGCAAGAACAAGGCCACCUACCGACACUGCAGCAUUGAAACGAUGGAGGUGCCCAGGAGGUGUUUCUCCGACCUCACCAAGUCUCUGCAGGAGUGCAGGAUCCCUCACAAGUCGGUUCUGGUGCUGGGCAUCUCACAGGAAGAUGGGGAGCGGUGGGGCUGA